Molecule: messenger RNA, 5558 nt
Organism: Cotesia glomerata
Lineage: Eukaryota; Metazoa; Arthropoda; Insecta; Hymenoptera; Braconidae
Gene: SLO2
Product: potassium channel subfamily T member 2
Exons: 23
Coding region: 419-5347 (1642 amino acids)
Biological process (GO): potassium ion transport
Cellular component (GO): membrane
Molecular function (GO): intracellular sodium-activated potassium channel activity
Source: RefSeq, a predicted model, not a curated record
ACUUAAAUAUUUAAGAGUUGAUUGAAUUAAAAUAAAUAUAAAUUAAUAGUGUACUUGUAUAAGUUUUAAGUGAGGUGAAAUUAACAGUUCUUACGGCUUUCUUUGUAAUGUGAUAUUUCCGCUCUAAUUACUCAAGAUAUAAAAUAUCGCACGACUCCACAUAAAAGCACACAUCAUGUUAAGGGUCGUUCGAGUACACGUGCACUAAUGUACUGUUGAUGUAAGAUAGCGAUGAAGGAAAAGAAAAAGAAAAAAUGAGUGUAAGGGCUGUUAUAUUUAUACUCAUUGUCAUCAGUAUAAAAAAUAAGCGCUAAAAUGGGAUAAAAAAAUAAAAAUGUAGGAGAAAUUAUAAAUAAACUUUGUAGUGAGUAAGAAGUAGAUAUCAGUAAUUGUAAUACUAAUAAAAAUAAUAAUAAUAAUGGAUGAUUAUUGCGAGUCUAACGGUACUGAGUACUCGUUGUUUAACCACCGAAGACCUCGUGAUCCCUUAGGCGGAUCCAACGCCUCAUCGGAACCGUUGCUUGAAAUGUCAACAAUGGGAUGGGAGUACGAGCCAUUGUCGGACAUUCAGACACCGACAGGUGAUGUCACUCCGUCAUCCUCACCACCGAAGGAGACCCUUCAAAAGGUCCACUCUGCGCCGAGGGUUUGCUUUGAGCCGGAUAACCUCGAGGCUACGAGAAGACGUAGCAGCAGCAGGCUUACUUCUAUAAGGAGACGUAGUCGGAGUAUGAGCGCUUGGGGCGAUUUGUCAAGGUGUUCAUUUCGACUUGAUGAGAGAGUACGGGUCGAGUAUUACGUGAAUGAAAACACUUUCAAAGAACGGCUUCAAUUGUAUUUCAUAAAAAAUCAACGAUCAAGUUUGAGGAUACGAGUCGCAAACCUCUUCUUCAAGUUGCUUACCUGCAUUCUUUAUAUAUUCCGAGUUGUUACUGACAACGUUCCUACAUUCGCAGCAUGUUACGGGUGCGAAGCGGGAAACAAGUCGGACAUUCUGGCGUCACAAAUGCUCACAGAGGAAGCAUUUCAAGAGCACCCGACCAUCAACUGGGACGCUAUUCUGUGGGUGAGACGACCUCUGGAAUUGUGGGUCGUCCAGGUGAUUUUGGCGAUCGUAUCACUAACCGAGGCACUAUUACUCGCUUAUCUCGGAUACAAGGGAAAUGUCUGGCAGCAACUACUGUCAUUCCACUUCAUUUUGGAGCUCGUUAACACCAUUCCCUUCACAAUAACGAUACUCUAUCCGCCGAUGAGAAAUUUAUUUAUACCCGUGUUUCUAAACUGCUGGUUGGCUAAACAUUCACUUGAAAAUAUGUUUAAUGAUUUACACAGAGCAAUGCAAAGAUCUCAAUCAGCUUUAAGUCAACAAUUGAUGAUACUCAGCGUGACUUUACUGUGCCUUGUUUUCACCAGCGUGUGCGGAAUCCAGCACUUUCAGCGAGCAGGUCACAGACAACUAAAUUUGUUUCAAAGCACGUAUUUCGUGGUGGUUACCUUUUCUACUGUAGGAUAUGGAGACUUCGUGCCAGACAUUUGGCCUUCCCAGCUUUAUAUGGUCUGCAUGAUAUGUGUCGCGCUGUUAGUUCUGCCAACACAGUUCGAGCAACUGGCAUUCACGUGGAUGGAAAGGCAGAAACUCGGUGGAUCAUAUUCGUCGCAUCGAGCGCAAAAUGAGAAACACGUUGUAGUGUGCAGCACGACUUUGCAAGCAGACACUAUAAUGGAUUUUUUGAAUGAGUUCUACGCUCACCCGCUGCUUCAAGACUAUUACGUAGUACUGCUGUCGCCGAUGGAGCUGGACACGACAAUGCGAAUGAUUCUCCAAGUACCGAUUUGGGCGCAGCGGGUAAUUUACAUUCAAGGCUCAUGUCUGAAGGACGGUGAUCUUGUUAGGGCUCGGAUGAUGGACGCGGAGGCUUGCUUCGUCCUCGCGGCACGUAAUUACGCGGACAAAACUGCCGCUGACGAGCACACUAUUUUAAGAUCCUGGGCCGUUAAGGAUUAUGCACCAAAUGUCCCCCAAUAUGUUCAGAUCUUCCGUCCGGAAAAUAAACUUCAUGUUAAAUUUGCCGAGCACGUCGUGUGUGAAGAUGAAUUCAAGUACGCCUUGCUCGCUAAUAAUUGCACUUGUCCCGGCGCUUCUACCCUCGUAACUCUUCUGCUCCAUACCUCUCGCGGACAAGAAGGACAGCAGUCACAAGAAGAAUGGCACCGUCUGUACGGUAAAUGUUCCGGGAACGAAAUCUACCACAUAACACUGGGCGACUCGCGUUUCUUCGGAGAGUACGAGGGUAAAUCAUUUACCUACGCGUCGUUUCACAGUCACCGAAAAUACGGAGUCGCUCUAGUGGCGGUGAGACCCGCGGAGCUCCCUGAGUUUUACGAGGACACUAUUCUCCUGAAUCCCGGACCACGACACAUAAUGAAGAAAACAGACACGUGUUACUACAUGAGCAUAACAAAGGAAGAAAACUCGGCGUUUGUGGUCGCAAAUCAUCAGACUGGAAGUGGCACCACCGACCCAUCGCAAGUCGUCGUCGACUCCAAGACUGACAGAACCACCGCGACGGCUGGAACUGGAACUACAUCAACAACUGGAACUACAGCGACCGCCACAACUGGAAUCGCAGCUGCAACUGUCACAGGAACUGAAGGAACUGCCGGAGGAACUUUGAGCACCGGAAGCACCCCGGGAGUUGGGACCACAAUGACGUCGAUUUUUACCCCGACGACGACCCUGUCUGCGAGCGUCGCGGCUUCUGGAGGGAACGGUACAAUAGGCAUCGGUGUCACUCAACACCUGAGAUAUUCGAAUGGUUUUAAAGUACCGUGCGAUGCGACACGUGCUGUUGUUACCAAUGAGAGUGGCGAAUCGGUGUCUCCGGGCAAACCGCGUACUCACGUACCCCCGCCCGGGGCACCACCGCCACCUCAAGUUAUCUUGCAGGUUCCUAGCACGCCCACACCUCGACAUCACAACCUACUCGCAUCCGAUUUUCACCCGACUUAUUUGGAUCCGUCAAAUCUAUCGGAUUCGAGACAAUGUUUGCGUGAAGCCGGAUCAACUCCGCAAACUCCGAUCACUGGAAAUCAUCUCGACGUACCAAGAGCCAUGGAUCCUAAUCCGCAUCUAUUGAGUCCUGAAAUUUUGAUGCAAAGACGAGGAAGCCGUCGGCCGAGUAUUUUGCCAGUACCAGAUAUGCUGACUGGCUCAACACUUCACCUUCCGGGUCAAGAAUCACUCGACCACGAGGCUGACGAAUCCGAAGAUGAGAUGGACGACGACGUGCCAUGGAGAUCGCCCAGUGAAAAAAUCGCCUUCAAGGGAAUCGUGAAAGGUUUUCCACCUGUGUCACCGUUUAUUGGAGUGUCGCCGACAUUGUGUUAUUUGUUAAAAGAAAAAAAACCACUUUGCUGUCUUCAAUUAGCUCAAGUUUGCGAACAUUGUUCGUAUAGAAAUGCAAGAGAAUACAAUUGGCAGAAUAAAACUAUAAUUUUAGCGGCAGAUUAUGCCAGCAAUGGGAUAUAUAAUUUUAUCAUUCCUCUGAGAGCUCAUUUCAGAUCGAAAACAUCAUUGAACCCGAUCAUCCUGUUACUGGAAAGGAGACCGGAAAUUGCUUUUCUUGACGCCAUCUCCUAUUUUCCUCUUGUCUACUGGAUGCUCGGUUCGAUCGAUUGUUUAGACGACUUGCUGCGUGCUGGUAUCACACUUGCCGAAAAUGUUGUUGUUGUCAACAAGGAGCUUAGCAAUUCUGCGGAAGAAGAUACGCUCGCUGAUUGUAAUACUAUCGUCGCUGUGCAAACAAUGUUCAAAUUUUUUCCGAGCAUAAAAAGCAUCACAGAGCUGUCUCAGUCAAGUAAUAUGAGAUUCAUGCAAUUUCGAGCGCAUGACAAGUAUGCACUUCACCUCAGCAAAAUGGAAAAGGUACUCCUCAGUGCUACUUCCGGUGACAACUACCCCGCUGAGCCUCCGAUGGGCUCCCCGAGAGAAAAGGAGCGCGGAUCCCACAUAUCAUACAUGUUCCGUCUGCCAUUCGCCGCGGGAAGUGUCUUCAGUGCAUCAAUGCUGGACACUCUAUUGUACCAGGCUUUUGUUAAAGACUACGUGAUAACAUUUGUAAGACUCCUGCUUGGCGUUGAUCAAGCACCUGGUUCUGGAUUCUUGACCUCGAUGCAAAUAACUAAAGAAGACAUGUGGAUAAGAACCUACGGAAGACUUUAUCAGAAACUCUGCUCGACGACCUACGAAAUUCCUAUCGGGAUCUACAGGACUCAGGACACCAGUCUCGCGGACACUUCCAAUGGCGACUCUGAUGCUGAGAGCGACACUGGAUUUAUGAAAACCUACCGGAUGAAACGAUCUGCUGCGGCUUCGUGUCUUUCUAACUGCGCUAGUCGUGAUAAGGGUACAUCUGCUUACUCAGUGAGCCUAGCAGACGAAGCGCGAGACAACCAUUCUCAGCAGAUAGAGCGUGCGGAGAUAGCAAACUUAGUCCGUUCAAGAAUGGAGUCGUUAAACCUGCCAACAGUGGACUACGACGACGUGUCGGAGAAGCGAAACAGCCUUUCGUACGUGAUAAUAAACCCGAGCUGCGACCUGAAGCUGGAGGAGGGUGACAUCGUCUACCUGGUGCGCCCUAGCCCGUUUUCAGCGCAGAAAACCUUUGAGAGACACAACUCGCGAAGAAAGAGCAACAUAAGCUUCUGCUCGGCGCAGCUGGUGGCGCAGAUGUCAGCAGCCGCAGGAGGUGGCGCUGGGGGCGGCGGCGGGGGCUCCAGUCGCCGGGGCUCGGGAAUCGGUAUGGCUAGAGCACCACCUCUCGGCAGCAGCAGCAAGUCAAACUCGCUCUCCUUACCGGACAGUCCCACCGUAGCCGGUGGCCUGAGGGGCCGUUCAAACUCGCUGCGCGUGGUCGACGACAUUCUCCUGAGGCGGAGCAACUCGCUCCGUCAGGGAUUCACCACGCGGCGAAAGAGCAGCCUGGAGGACAUCGGUUUCGGUGGACUGUCCCAUCCGACCAAUCACAACCCGAUAAAGAUAGCGCUGAAUGGGUCCAUCGGGUUGGAGGUGACACCUCCCGAGGAAGGCAGCGUUGGGGCCAGUCCUGGUGCAAGCAACACCGGGAUCCUCGAGGUUGGGCUGCCUUCGAUACCGGUGAUGAGUCCUGGCUACGGUUGUGGUCUUGGUGGCAUGAGUGGCGUGAGUGGCGGCGCUCUGGGCGCGGGAUUAGGCGGCUCUCUGGGCGGCUUGUACGAUCCGCCGAUGCUCGGCCUCGCUCCUAAAUCCUCCGGCCCAAGGGAACAGGCCUCCCAGGACCCGCAACACCUACAGGGAACAAUUGUAUGAUAUAACCUCAUGUGGGGACGCAGACUUUCUAGUGUUGUGAGAAAUAAGUGGCUGUAGCGUUCCCACAUGUAGAUUUAUAGCACUUUAAUUAGGUUAGGCUAAGGGAUUUAGUUGCCAUUUUAUUCAUUUGUUGCUGGUCUUACGGCUCUUUUAUGCCUUGAUAAGCUGGAAUAUUUAGGAGGUGUCUGAAGAAAUUCUUUUAUAUUAAUUA